AUGGCUCACUCUCACGAUGGCGGCCUCGGCCACUCUCACGACGACCCUUUCAAUGGUCACGGUCACUCGCACGACAUCCUGGAUGGGCCAGGUUCCUACGUUAACCGUGAGAUGCCACUGAUCGAAGGCCGAGACUGGAAGGACCGCGCCUUCACCAUCGGAAUUGGAGGACCCGUCGGAUCUGGCAAAACAGCUCUCAUGCUCGCCCUCUCCCGCGCCCUCCGCGACGAAUACAACAUCGCAGCUGUAACAAACGACAUCUUCACCCGUGAAGAUGCCGAAUUCCUCACCCGCCACAAAGCCCUCGCUCCCAACCGCAUCCGCGCUAUUGAAACAGGUGGCUGUCCCCACGCCGCUGUCCGCGAGGAUAUCAGCGCGAACUUGCUCGCUCUCCAGACGCUACAAAAGCAAUUCUCUACUGAUCUGCUGCUGAUCGAGUCUGGAGGUGAUAACCUCGCUGCGAACUAUAGCCGUGAGCUAGCGGAUUUCAUCAUCUAUGUUAUUGACGUUGCUGGUGGUGAUAAGGUUCCUCGGAAGGGUGGACCGGGUAUCACUGGUAGUGAUUUGUUGGUUGUGAAUAAGAUUGAUUUGGCCGAGGCUGUUGGUGCUGAUUUGAAGGUCAUGGAGAGGGAUGCGGCGAAGAUGAGAGAGGGGGGUCCGACUGUUUUUGCGGUUGUUAAGCAUGGGAAGGGAAUGGACCACAUCAUCAAUUUGAUUAUUAGUGCUUGGAAGGGAAGUGGUGCUUAUGAUGUUAGUUUGGAGCGGUGGAAGGCGGGUGCUCCUCGUGGUUCAGGGAGUGUGGAUGAGUAG
Penicillium odoratum is the source of this 810-nucleotide messenger RNA. RefSeq names its product urease accessory protein UreG. The record is from RefSeq and is a predicted model, not a curated record. Gene Ontology annotation, molecular function: nickel cation binding; GTPase activity. NCBI's taxonomy places the organism in Eukaryota, Fungi, Ascomycota, Eurotiomycetes, Eurotiales, Aspergillaceae. Bases 1 to 810 code for a protein of 269 amino acids. The transcript has 2 exons.